UCAGACACAGUGCCACGUCAGCAGUGCCACGUCAGACAAUGCCACGUAAGCAGUGCCACGUCAGCAGUGCCACGUCAGACACAGUGCCACGUAAGCAGUGCCACAUCAGCAGUGCCACGUCAGCAACAUGACGGGCCUGCCAGGCCAACUGGCCAAUGAGCCCAUUGCCGACUACAAGAAGCGUUUCCAGGCUCAGCUCGCUGUAAUCGAGGCUGAGGAACAACGCCAGCUGGCAGCCAAGGCUGCCCAGCUACAGGCUGACAAAGCGGCAGCAGCAGAGAAGCUGCGGCUACAGGCCGAAGCAGACGCAGAUGCCCAGGCUCGCCGCAAGGAAGCCCAGGCUCUACUGCAGCGGCAUGAAGCCAGCAGCAUCGAGAAACUCAAGUACUGGCAUUUUGAACCGAAUGGCGACGAGGCAACACCGGAAGAGCAGCAUAGGGAGUUCAUGGCCAAACUCGUGAGCAGGUUGGUUUACACGUGUAACCACCUACAGUCCGAGCUGGCAAACCUCCAGCGGGCCGUGCGGAAUCAUAAGACUCAGCACGAGGAUGCAACACGGGCACUGGACGCCCGUGUACUAGGCCUGGAACAGGCUGUACCAGGACCAGAUGUUGGGGCUUCCAGCAGUGCAUCCUCUAGCCGCAAACUAGAGGAACGCGUUGACCACGUAGUGGCAAUGCUAGGAGACAUAAGUGCCUUCACAGAGCCGGCCACCAUCAGCCAGCGGCUCGAAUUGCUGGACACUAAGAUCAGUCAGCAACAGCAGACUGACCACAGCCACAACAACAGCUCGGCGACACCAUACGAGAUGCCGACGUUCCGGAUCGAGAAAUUUGAUGACUACACACAUCAAGACCCGGUCGUCUGGUGGCAAGGAUUUACAACGGAGUUGGGGAUUCACGAAGUCUUUGACCAUCUGUUCAUCAGUGCUCUGUUCAUCAACACCAAGGGAGGUUGUCAGAUCUGGCUCAGCCACAUGGCAACCAUCCACGGCGUCCAGGUUUCAGAUUUGUACAAGAAGGUCUCCUUGGAGGACAUGACAAAGGAAUGGAAGAAGCGGUUCAUCGUCGACGAUGCCCCGGCACUCGCCAUGAACCGCAUCUUCACGAUUGCUCAAGGGAGCACACCGACACCUUCGCCGCAAUCUAUCGCCGGGGAUUCGACGUCAUGGUCAAGACUUGAAGAACUCGACCCAUUGACGUUCACGGACUUCCAGUGGAUGCCCACUCCCUCGACCGGACGAUUGCCGAAACCGCAUUGCAACGUGCUUAUGGCACAAUUGCGGGACUACUUGCACACUGCAGUACCAGCUUCGUUGAUGGACGCCGAAGUAGAGGUUGUCGACCUUCACGCUUACAUCGCAAAGAUCGACCGCGAGUUCAAGACGCAACGCUGCCACGUGGUAUCCGCCGCAAGCAUGGGAGCAUCCAACAUCAGAGACGGCAUCGAGGAGAUGGGGGUGUGUUUUCUCCACGCCCUCCCGCCCCGAGACGCUUCAUCGACGGACUCAYCUUCGGAUCCACGCAUCACCGAACUUCUCGACGCCUACAGCGACGUGUUCGAAGGCCCGCACGGAGUAGUACCGGAUCGACCCAUCCGCCACGAAAUCAUCCUCGAGGACGGGGCCGUACCUCCGCGCGGUUGCAUCUACCGAAUGCGCGAGGAAGAGUUAAGUGUGCUUCGCGCACAACUCGACGACCUUAUAGAGAAAGGCUGGAUUCGGCCUAGCUCAUCGUCAUACGGUGUUCCUGUUCUCUUCGUUCGGAAGAAGAACAAGGACCUGCGGUUGUGCAUCGAUUAUCGCAAGCUCAACGCGCAGACGAUCAGGAAYGCCGACCCUCUCCCACGCAUCGAUGACCUUCUCGAGCGAUUGGGCGGCGCUCAGUUCUUCUCUAAGCUGGAUCUCAAGUCAGGGUACCACCAACUCGAGAUUCGCAAGGAGGAUCGCUACAAGACCGCGUUCAAGACACGGUAUGGGCAUUUCGAAUGGCUGGUCAUGUCGUUUGGCCUUACGAAUGCCCCAGCCACUUUCCAAACGGCUAUGACAAUGGAGUUCCGACACAUGCUGGAUCGUUUCGUACUUAUCCACCUUGACGACAUUCUGGUCUACAGCCAGAGUCUUGACGAGCAUGUGGAACACCUGCGCACCGUUUUGGAGCGGCUACGACAGGCCAAGUACAAAGCAAACCACGACAAGUGCGAGUUCGCACAGCAGGAGYUGGAGUACUUGGGACACUAUGUGACGUCGCAAGGCAUUCGGCCGCUUGCGGACAAGAUCGAGGCCCUACGAUCGCCAAAGGUGCCAUUCGUAUUCGAUGACGACGCACGCCGGUCAUUCCAAGCACUUAAGACGGCUAUGCUCAUGGCACCCGUUCUUAGCAUCUAUGACCCCACCCUGCCGACGCGAGUGACUACGGUCGCUUCCGGCUAUGGCAUUGGGGCAGUUUUGGAACAGCACGAUGGCGACGACUGGCACCGUGUGGAGUAUUUCAGCCACAAAGUGCCUCCCAUCAACUCGCUUGAUGAUGCAAGGAAAAAGGAGCUGCUCGCAUUUGUGAUGGCUCUCAAGCGCUGGCGGCACUUCCUCCUUGGGCGUCGUAGGUUCAGAUGGGUCACAGACAACAAUCCAUUGACCUACUACAAGACGCAGGAUACAGUGAGCAGCACAAUCGGACGAUGGAUGUGCUUCAUCGACCAAUUUGACUUCACACCGAAACAUGUUUCGGCCUCUCCAAUCGCGCAGCAGAUGCACUCUCGCGAUUUGCGCUAUGACACAUCAUGCCUUUGCAUUCGACAAGGAGCUUCAGCGACACUUCAUCCGGGUAUAUCACAUCUAACGGUCCAUCCGGUCUUCCGCGCCUCGAAGCUGGCAACAUACACGCCAGCCAAGAGCGACGACUUUCCGGGCCGACGAUCGCAGGACCCUCCCUCUAUGGAUGGUCAUCAGGAAGUUGACCGCGUCAUCUCCGAUCGCAAGUACGGCAGCAAGUCGCGGCAGUAUAAAGUCACAUUCAAAGCAUGCGAUCGCGACGACACUCGAUGGAUUUCAGGCGCAGAUCAGAAAGCAUCCGCACCGUUGAUCUACGCGCAUUAUGAAAAGCGGAGGUUAGCUCAGGAAGCUUCACGACCAGCCCCUCCCACCGGGACUGUGGUCCCUCCCUCAGACAGACAGCUUCGCCCUCGCAGAUGGGAUCAUACUCACAAUGCAGGGGGAUACAAUCACGAUAAUGAGGAUGAUGGUGAUAUUAAUGAUGAUGUGCAUGAUGAUGAUGACGAUAAUAGCGAUAGACUCUUUGGAAUCAGAAGACCGGGGAUGGCCAAAAUGAUGGUGAUAACGAAUCAUUGGAAUCAUCUCAAAAUGGUGAUGAUGAUGAUGAUGAUGAUGAUGACGAUGACGACGACGAUGACGACGACGAUGAUGAUGACGAUGAUGAUGAUGAACAGGACAAUGGCGAUAUGAAUUGUUGGAAUCAGAAGACUGGGUAUGAAGAAAGGGAUCUGGGCGGUACAGUCUACUGGGAUAAGAAGAGAAGCGAAGACAGGAGAGUGGAUUUCAAAGGUUCCAACCGCAUGAACGGCAGUGAGCAGAAGGAGGGCGAGGACGACAGUGUUGAAAAAGCUCAUAAUGGGCAGGCGAGGAGAUGGGAUUGGAGAGUUCCUUGGUACUGCGAGAAAAUGUUGUGUGUGUGUGCGUGUGUGUGUGUGUGUGCGUGCAUGGGUGUGUGUGUGUGUGUGUGUGUGUGUGUGUGUGUGUGUGCGCGCGCGAGAGAGAGAGAGAGAGAGAGAGAGAGAGAGAGAGAGAGAGAGAGAGAGAGAGAGAGAUCAUUGAAUCAUCAUUGAGUCAUUGAACAGAGAGAUCAUUGAACCUUCACUGAGGGCUCACAGAGCUCCAGGAAAUGUUAUUGAUGGAAUCAAAGCCAGUUACCUUG
This is a messenger RNA of Chara braunii, 3929 nucleotides long. NCBI's taxonomy places the organism in Eukaryota, Viridiplantae, Streptophyta, Charophyceae, Charales, Characeae. The record is from the annotation of a GenBank genome assembly.